Mycotypha africana is the source of this 801-nucleotide messenger RNA. RefSeq lists its product as uncharacterized. The record is from RefSeq and is a predicted model, not a curated record. The coding region runs from base 1 to 801 and encodes 266 amino acids. Lineage: Eukaryota; Fungi; Mucoromycota; Mucoromycetes; Mucorales; Mycotyphaceae. The transcript has 6 exons.
AUGUUUAAGACUUCUACUUCUUUAGAUACCAAACAAUACGAUACGUGUAUUUAUCUUUUCAAAUGGAAGAUCUGUUGUACAAAAAUCUUUUCUUUACCAGAUACCAAGUGCGAUCGUUUCAUUCUGGGACGACACUUUCCCGAGUAUGAUGAUUUUCAAUUGCUGUACUCCGUUCCUGACUGUUCAUUGGUAAGUGCGGCAACCACAUCAAUUAUGUUUUCCGAUAUGUUGCAUCUUCUAAAAGAUAAAAUAGAGUCUGUAUUGAUUGAGAUGAGACUUACUGAUUCUGCCCAUAAAAAUAAAUAUGCUGGGAAGUGGCAAAGGCGUCAUAGCCUAUUGAGGCGUUCGCCAAGCAACGAUCAUCUCAUUUGUAAAAAAUACGUUUAUGAAGGCGAGCAUUUUGACGGUGACAUAUUUGCUCCUACAAGCAUCACUGAAAAUGUUAGUUCACUAAGUGCUGUAACCAACUGCUUCGUAAUUACUGAAAUAAUUGAGAUCAACUAUUUGGUUCAAGUACAUUACCAGAAUUUCUUAGAGACUGUAAAGGAGCAAUUGCAUAAUAUAACAAGAUCUGGAAAUCAGGAAGCAGCUUUUUAUAUGCGGAAUAUCCCGGAUGAUGGUCCUUAUGACAAUCUAUUGCUACUCAAAAAGUGGGCAUUCAAGCGGAUACCAAAUACUGAUGAGCAAGUUGCCCUUUACACUUUUCCAAUAGGGAAAACGUCUGAAUAUCACCUUGACAGAAAGGGGCUAAAUGGCUUUAAUCCUGCAUUGACUUACGAUGGAACUGAUUCCGUGAAUUAA